UCUGUGGUGUAGGAAUAGAUACGAAGAAACAAUUUGCUUAAUUCGAUUUUGUGGUUUGCGUAUUGUUAUUUAAUUAGCCCGGGGGAUAUUUUACGUUUAGAAAAUGUUGGUAAUAUCGUAUCAUGGACUUUAACUAACACAACAGUUUACUAAAGAAUGCAACAUGGAGCUGUAUGUUGUUUUGUAUGAUUUGAGAUUCUUUAAUCUUGGAGCCUCACGUCUUUAUUAAAGCUGCUACAUGAUGAAGACAAAAUGAGUUUGCGUUGCGCUUUAGUUAUUAUGGUUGUAUUAUUUUCUAAAUGUUUAGGCAGACGUCCACCUCAUAUUAUUUUCAUAGUUGCUGACGAUCUCGGGUGGAAUGACGUUGGCUGGCAUAAUCCUAAAAUGCACACACCUAACCUAGACUACUUAGCUUAUCAUGGAGUUAUUUUAAAUUCUUCAUAUGUACAAUAUGUCUGUACACCAACCAGGAGUUGUUUUAUGACAGGAAGAUAUCCAUUCCGUAUAGGAAUGCAGCAUGGGGUUAUAAAGCCUUUGGACCCAAAUUUUUUACCGGAAGACAUUGGCACAUUACCUAAAAACAUGAAGUCCUUGGGAUAUUCAACUCAUAUAAUUGGAAAGUAUGUAUGUUAAGAUAUAUCUAUUUAC
Messenger RNA from Mercenaria mercenaria, 648 nucleotides. Its product is annotated as arylsulfatase B-like. NCBI's taxonomy places the organism in Eukaryota, Metazoa, Mollusca, Bivalvia, Venerida, Veneridae. The transcript is spliced from 5 exons. Bases 253 to 633 code for a protein of 126 amino acids. The record is from RefSeq and is a predicted model, not a curated record.